Lutzomyia longipalpis is the source of this 2041-nucleotide messenger RNA. It is a transcript of the gene Hph, whose product is annotated as prolyl hydroxylase EGLN3. Gene Ontology annotation, molecular function: ferrous iron binding; L-ascorbic acid binding; peptidyl-proline 4-dioxygenase activity. Gene Ontology annotation, cellular component: cytoplasm; nucleus. The record is from RefSeq and is a predicted model, not a curated record. Lineage: Eukaryota; Metazoa; Arthropoda; Insecta; Diptera; Psychodidae. Gene Ontology annotation, biological process: peptidyl-proline hydroxylation to 4-hydroxy-L-proline; cellular response to hypoxia. The transcript has 8 exons. Bases 154 to 1269 code for a protein of 371 amino acids.
UAAAUGUCAAAAUUGGGACGAAAAUUUUGGCGUGUGCGUGAAAAAUCCGUAAUGAUCGCAAUCUAUUUAUUUCCUUCAUCAGUCAAAAAGUUUGCAAAAGUGGCCCCAAAAUCGCGUCAUUAACACGACAGAGUGCCCCCCGACAGUCACAAAAUGAUGAACGAUGUGGUGCGGUGCUGCAAAGUGUGCGGAGAGACGGCAAAUAUAAGAAGGUGCAGCAAGUGUACGCAGGUUUUUUAUUGUUCUCAAGAGCACCAAAGGCUCGAUUGGCGAUCACACAAGAGGGUCUGUCAUCCGCCUGGCCACAGCCCUGGUGCAGCGUCAACGUCGGUGCAGCAGCCCGAGAACAGGGUACAACUCCCGGAGCAGGGGACAAGUGAAAGUGAGAUUCUGAGCGCGAGGGCGGAACCGCUGGCCAACGAGAACUUGGACUUUCGGGAGUUGAUUGACGAGAAAGACAAGAAAUUCCUACCGUCCACAAUGCUGGUCGGAGACAGCGAUUCAAGGCUGAAUGUCAAUUUCAGGCGAUCACUGGAGGAGCAGCAGCGACUCGAGGAUCUCUGCAUGAAUCUCAUAAGGGACAUGAAUGCCUACGGGGUGUGCGUUAUGGACAAAUUCCUCGGGGAUGAGCGCGGCAACAAAGUCCGCGAUGAGGUCAUAAACAUGUAUUCUGCCGGACUUUUCAAGGAUGGCCAGUUAGUUUCAAACAAAGGACGACGGGACUUGCGACAUAUACGUGGCGACAAGAUCAUCUGGAUCAAUGGCAAAGAGCCCGGGUGCAGAAAUAUUGACUAUCUUAUCAAUCAGGUGGAUUCAAUUAUUACAAUAGCCAAUAAAAUGAAGAAUAAUGGCAAAUUGGGGCAAUAUACAAUCCGAGAGAGAACUAUGGCGAUGGUGGCAUGUUACCCAGGAUCGGGAUCACAUUACGUGAAGCAUGUGGACAAUCCUAAUAGAGAUGGAAGGUGCAUCACAGCAAUUUACUACUUGAAUCCCAAUUGGGAUGUCCAUCAAGAUGGAGGUCUUCUGCGAAUCUUUCCGGAAGGAUCUGUGGAUCAAGUAGCUGAUAUUCCGCCACUGUUCGACCGCAUCCUAUUCUUCUGGUCAGAUCGACGGAACCCCCAUGAGGUGCAGCCGUCGCAUCGAACUCGCUAUGCAAUUACACUGUGGUACUUGGAUGCCAAGGAGCGCGAAACGGCGCUACUUCGGUACCAAAAGGAAAAAGACUGCAACAAAAUUAAUGAAAAAAAUAACAUUGUACCGAACACGUGAAAAUGCGAGAAAAUCACGGAGAAAAUAUUAUUCUUGUCAUUUUUUUUGUACAUUGUACGAUUAUUGUUUACACCAGUAUGAUUUUUUUGCUACUUUGCGCAGGAGAAAAAAUGUACAGAAAGGGAUCAUUGUGUGGAAUAUUUCUCCUAGAAUUAUCUGGGAUUCAACACGGUGAUCCAUUUGUUAAAUAUUGUUCUAAUUUAAGUAAAAAAAAAAAGUAAAAUUGUAAAGAAUGUUUAAAUUGCAAAGAAGAUGAAAAUGAUGUAUACUAUUAGGUUGUAAGAUGUAAAUAAUUGUCAACUUUGCCCCCACUUAGUUUUUUAUGCUCUUUCAAAUCAAUUUAUUUCUUUGGAAACUUGGAAGAAAAAAUCUAAAGUCUCGUGCUUACCACCUUGUUUUGGUUUAUCGCAACAAAAGUUUUUACACAGACUGAAAAAAAAAUUAUUUAAAAUUCAGAGUCCAAAAAAAAAGAAUAAAAUGUUAGUUUUAAAGUAAAAUUAUGAAAAAGAAUUUGCCAAAAAGAAGAAAGUUUCAUAAACUAAAGCAACGUGGUCCAAGACUUCGAUAGGGCAGUGUAAAAGCAAAUAAUUUUGUUUCUGCUUAAAAAUGGUAUUUUCUGUAAAAAAAAAACAAUUUAAAAAAUUAAAGAUGUCCCUUUGUUAACAUCAAAGACGAAAGAAAAAAGGAUAAAUCCAAGUUCAAAGUGAUAUUUUAGCUUUAGUGUUGUAUAGAGAUUACUGCGAAAUGCAUAUUUUAGGCAAAAAUUAAACAA